Schizosaccharomyces japonicus yFS275 is the source of this 606-nucleotide messenger RNA. RefSeq names its product DNAJ domain-containing protein. Lineage: Eukaryota; Fungi; Ascomycota; Schizosaccharomycetes; Schizosaccharomycetales; Schizosaccharomycetaceae. Bases 1 to 606 code for a protein of 201 amino acids. The transcript has a single exon. The record is from RefSeq and is a predicted model, not a curated record.
AUGCCUGACUCUUCUUCUCCAAUGGACUAUUACAAAGUGCUAGGCGUCGAUUCGUCGGCAACAGAUGCUGAGAUACGCAGAGCGUACAAAAUUGCAGCAUUGGAAACGCAUCCAGAUCGCGUCCCGGUGGCCGAGCGCGAAACUGCUAAUCGUCGGUUCCAACAGGUGAAUGAAGCGUAUUAUGUGCUGAGUGACCGUUCGAGACGCCGUGAUUACGAUAGACAACGUGCAGAGACCAACUCGACAUCCGGAGCGACUGGUGCAGCGGGUGCAGGAGCGAAUCCGUUUGGUUUCCAGAGCUCGUUCACCGAAGAGCAAUUUCGACGCAUGUACAACGACUUGUUCGCAGAAACACAGCCCUCAGAAGGAAAACCAGGCCGUUUAUGGACAGUUCUGGGUGGUCUUUCAGGCACAGUGAUUGGUUUCAUCACGUUUAACGUGCCCGGUGCUCUUGCUGGUUCUGUAGCUGGUGCCAAACUUGGCCACAUUCGGGACACUCACGGAAAGAGCGUGUACGAUGUCUUCAAGAGUCUUCCUGCCGCCGACAGAGCCCGUGUUCUUACUGAAAUGUUGCAAUUCCUUUUGAGCCAUCGCAAGCCAAUUUAG